GGCACUGACUGGCAGCACUGCUAGGCAUUGACUGGUGCAACUGCUGGGCACUGACUGGCACAACCACUGGGCACUGACUGGCAGCACUGCUGGGCUGCACUGAUGGGCACAGGUGGGUGGCACUGCUGGGCACAGGUGUAUGGCACUACUGGUUGGCACAGGUGGGUGGCACUGCUGGGCACAGGUGGGUGCACUGCUAGGUAUAGGUGGGUGCACUGCUGGGCACAGGUGGGCGCACUGCUGGGCACAGCUGGGCAGAACUGGUGGGUGGCACUGCUGGGCACUGAUCAUCAGGGCACUAAUCAUCAGUACCCUGAUGAUCGGUGCCGAUCCCUGCUCUGACAACUGCCGUUUCUCGGCAGUACUUUCCUCACGCUCUGACAGCGUGAGGAAAGUGCAGCCGAGAACCGGCAAUUGC
Molecule: messenger RNA, 418 nt
Organism: Staurois parvus
Lineage: Eukaryota; Metazoa; Chordata; Amphibia; Anura; Ranidae
Source: the annotation of a GenBank genome assembly